Messenger RNA from Nerophis ophidion (straightnose pipefish), 519 nucleotides. Its product is annotated as histone H2A. The record is from RefSeq and is a predicted model, not a curated record. Lineage: Eukaryota; Metazoa; Chordata; Actinopteri; Syngnathiformes; Syngnathidae. The transcript has a single exon. The coding region runs from base 27 to 410 and encodes 127 amino acids. Gene Ontology annotation, molecular function: protein heterodimerization activity; DNA binding; structural constituent of chromatin. Gene Ontology annotation, cellular component: nucleosome.
AUACGUUGAUAUCUUCGUAAUUAAUAAUGUCUGGACGUGGCAAAACCGGCGGCAAGGCCAGAGCAAAGGCCAAGACCAGGUCUUCCCGUGCCGGACUGCAGUUCCCAGUGGGUCGCGUCCACCGUCUGCUCCGCAAAGGCAACUACGGCGAGCGUAUCGGCGCCGGUGCUCCUGUCUACCUGGCAGCAGUGCUGGAGUAUCUGACCGCUGAGAUCUUGGAGUUGGCGGGGAACGCAGCCCGUGACAACAAGAAGACCAGAAUCAUCCCCCGUCAUCUUCAGCUGGCUGUCCGCAACGACGAGGAGCUCAACAAACUCCUGGGAGGUGUCACCAUCGCCCAGGGCGGUGUGUUGCCUAACAUCCAGGCUGUUUUGCUGCCCAAGAAGACCGAGAAGGCCGCCAAGAAGUAAAAUACAUCUCAUUUAUAAUCCCACAAAGGCUCUUUUAAGAGCCACUCACUUCUAUCAAAGAUUGUUUCCUUUCUGAACAUUAUAUUGUAUUAUACGGGUUAGUGACACA